GAUCAUAUAAUUCCAGAAAGAGAAGCAAAGUUUUGAGUUUCACCAACAUUACCUAGCUCCUAUCUCCAUCCAUCUUUCUACCAAGUAGCAAAUUUAACUUCACUUUUGGUACGUAAAGCAUGGGUGCUUCAGUCCCUGCAUCGCCUGAAAUUCUUCUGACAAUUCUACUCUUUGCUAUGAGCUGCCUCUGGGCCUUUCCUGAGGUCGCCGGUGCAAAGCAUGCAGGCAUUACGAGGCACUACAAGUUCAACAUAAAACUGACAAAUGUCACCCGGUUGUGCCACACUAAGAGCAUGGUGACUGUUAAUGGCAAGUUCCCGGGGCCUCGCGUAGUUGCCAGAGAAGGUGACCGUUUAGUGGUGAAGGUGGUCAAUCAUGUUCCAAAUAAUAUCAGCAUCCAUUGGCAUGGAAUUCGACAACUUCAAAGUGGAUGGGCAGAUGGACCAGCAUACAUCACGCAAUGCCCUAUUCAAACAAACCAGACCUAUGUUUACAACUUCACUAUUACAGGACAAAGAGGAACUCUCUUCUGGCAUGCUCACCUCUCAUGGCUUAGAGCUUCUGUCUAUGGACCCCUUAUCAUCUUACCUAAGCGCAACGUUUCUUACCCAUUUGCCAAACCUCACAAGGAAGUGACUAUCAUGUUAGGAGAGUGGUUCAAUGCUGAUACUGAGGCAGUGAUUAGCCAGGCUUUACAGACAGGAGGGGGGCCAAAUGUCUCUGAAGCCUACACCUUUAAUGGACUUCCAGGUCCAUUGUACAAUUGCUCGAAAAAUAAUACAUACAAGCUAAAGGUGAAGCCAGGAAAGACAUAUCUUCUCCGAUUGAUCAAUGCUGCACUCAAUGAUGACCUCUUUUUCAGCAUUGCGAACCACACCUUCACCGUUGUUGAAGUGGAUGCUACUUACGCGAAGCCUUUUGAGACCAACCUCUUGGUUAUCACAGCAGGACAGACCACAAAUGUUCUUCUGAAGACCAAACCCAUUGCCCCCAAUGCAUCAUUCUACAUGUUAGCAAGACCAUACUUCACUGGCCAAGGCACAUUUGACAACACAACUGUUGCAGGGAUACUUGAGUAUGAAACUUCUUCAAAUUCGACAGCUUUUAAACCAACCCUUCCUCCGAUUAAUGCUACAAAUGUCGUCGCAAAUUUCACAAGAAGGCUUCGCAGUCUGGCUAAUUCUCGAUUCCCGGUUAAUGUCCCUCAAACAGUAGACAAGAAAUUUUUCUUCACGGUUGGUCUGGGAAACAGCCCAUGCCCAAAAAACCAAACAUGUCAAGGGCCUAAUGGCACGAAAUUUGCAGCUUCUAUUAACAACAUAUCCAUGGCUCUCCCUUCAUCAGCACUUCUUCAAUCCUAUUUUUUCAAAAAAUCAAAUGGGGUUUACACCUCUGAUUUCCCAACCUUUCCACUCCAUCCAUUCAACUACACAGGGACCCCACCAAAUAAUACUCUUGUGGCCAAUGGUACCAAGCUUGUAUUGGUACCAUUUAACACAAGUGUGGAGGUAGUGAUGCAGGGUACUCGCAUUUUUGGUGCUGAGAGCCACCCUCUCCAUCUUCAUGGCUUCAAUUUCUAUGUAGUUGGAGAAGGGUUUGGAAAUUUUGAUCCAAAUAAUGACCCCAAGAACUUUAACCUUGUUGAUCCUGUUGAAAGGAACACUGUUGGUGUUCCUACUGCUGGUUGGGUGGCAAUUCGUUUUCAUGCAGACAAUCCAGGAGUAUGGUUUAUGCACUGCCACUUCGAUGUCCAUUUGAGCUGGGGGCUAAGGAUGGCAUGGAUUGUCUUGGAUGGAACACUUCCCAGUCAGAAGCUCCCUCCUCCACCAUCUGAUCUUCCCAAGUGUUGACCAAUGCUAGCUAUGAUCAUGAUUUUUUCUUUUGAGUUGCAAAUUCUAACUUAAAAUUUUGUGUUGCUGCUGCUUUCCUAAAGUUUUCGUUGAAAAAUUGUUAGUUGCCUACCAGCAUUCCUAUUGGACUUCUCUGUAUUUCUGGCUUGCCAUUCUCAAAAGCUGACUAUCGAGCUCACUGGAAAAGAAAACAUGGCGGAGGUUUUGUAAUAUAUUACAGAGUUCAUUGCGCUCUUCUUUGGAGCAUAAAUAAAAAUUGUUCAUUGAUGAAAUUACA
This is a messenger RNA of Populus nigra (black poplar), 2127 nucleotides long. Its product is annotated as laccase-2-like. Gene Ontology annotation, biological process: lignin catabolic process. The transcript is spliced from 6 exons. The record is from RefSeq and is a predicted model, not a curated record. Gene Ontology annotation, molecular function: copper ion binding; hydroquinone:oxygen oxidoreductase activity. Gene Ontology annotation, cellular component: apoplast. NCBI's taxonomy places the organism in Eukaryota, Viridiplantae, Streptophyta, Magnoliopsida, Malpighiales, Salicaceae. The coding region runs from base 120 to 1850 and encodes 576 amino acids.